Aspergillus calidoustus is the source of this 639-nucleotide messenger RNA. The record is from the annotation of a GenBank genome assembly. Lineage: Eukaryota; Fungi; Ascomycota; Eurotiomycetes; Eurotiales; Aspergillaceae.
AUGGCUUCAGGCACAAUCAAGGUGCCUGUUUACUCUCCCAAUGACCUCAAAUCAACCACAGACGACGCCCUCAUCCCGUACCUAAGCACCCUCCCCCAACCAUACACCUUCAAACAGGACCACACCAAGACAAACAUCCGCUUCCUUAUAGGCUACAGCGCCGUCGCAAUCGCCGCAUUUACAUUUUAUGCCGAUCGCAAGCUGGGGUGGGAAGCGACGCAGUCUCCAUGGGUCAUUGCUGCCGUUGUCUCAUACUUCACUCUCAACUCACUCCUCACGUAUUGGGUCUGGGCGGUUGAAGCUAGCGAGGUCUUCCGAGGGACAAGAAGGUCGGGCGAAUCGAUAUCGAUUCGGUCCUCUGUGAAGAAGCAUACGCCGCUCUACAGACUUCAAGUUCAGUACAAGUCUGCUUCGGGGAGUGUUCUAGAGGAGAAAGAAAUCGAGGCGCCAUUCACGGCCUGGUUUGCCGGCGAUGGCACGUUCCAUCCUGAGCCCCUACGGAAAUGGCUUGCGAAGGAGAUUGAGGUGCUUCGUCUAGCUGCUGGUGAGACUGAAAAGAGGACUGGCGGCGUGGCCAGUGUUGUGGGAGUGGAAGAGGCCGAGAGUAAGGGAAGCAAGGGUGCCAAAAAGCGAAGGUAG